Molecule: messenger RNA, 684 nt
Organism: Caenorhabditis bovis
Lineage: Eukaryota; Metazoa; Nematoda; Chromadorea; Rhabditida; Rhabditidae
Source: the annotation of a GenBank genome assembly
AUGCAAAUUGGCUGCAGUUCGGAAGUUGAAAUAAUCCUCUCCAGUUCGGAAGUGCGCCUGCCGUCGAUUGAACGCUAUCGCCCGAACUGUACCAGUGGGAAUCUAUUGGUCCCAGUUCGGGAGUCUGUCGGCGACCAAUCGAGCGCUAUCGUCCGAACUGGAGCAAAUCGAUUGCACCGAAAGGUCAAACCACUUGUUCGCCUUAUUAGGUACGCGAGUUUGCCGACGCUCAAUCAAGCGCAAAACAUCAUACUGUACACGUUGGCGCCGUUCGCCGUCCUCUGCUCGAUCGUCGCGUUCGUCGGCUUCAUCGCGCUCGCCUACUUCUACAAUUGCAAUCCGAUCGAGAGCGGCGAGAUCGUCGAGGUCGAUCACAUCACGAUAUUGUUCGCGCGCGACAUUCUACAACCAACGCCGGGACUUUUCGGUUUGUACGUCUCGUGCAUCAUGUCGGCGACACUUUCGACGCUGUCGUCGGGUAUGAAUAGUAUGGCGGCGGCGAUUUACGAGGAUUUCCUCAAAUCGCGUCUCGAUGGUAAAAUCACCGACACGAAUGCCACUAGGCUCAAUAAGGUAUCAUUGAGUUUCAACAGAAAAAAAGCGGGCUGUUUGAGGAUGGCCGAAAAAAUAUUCAAAAAAAAUUCACGCCCGAAUGGGAGCAGUCUCACGCCCGAACCGAUGUGA